AUGUUCUUAUGUCCAAAUACAGAGAACUUGAAAUGUCCUAUUACGCUUGAAUUAUUUCAUGAUCCUGUAAUUGCUCAAGAUGGUCAUACAUACGAACGAGAAGCAAUUGUAUCAUGGCUUACACAAAAUGGUACUAGUCCGAAGACUCGCGAGCCAAUGACUAUAGAGUCAUUACGACCAAAUCAUACUGUAAAACAAUUUGUCGAUGAAUUUCAAUCGACAUCAUUACAAAAACAUUACCGAUUCAAACUUGAUGUUGACAUUAGAAAAGCAAAAAGACAACCAAUUUUUGAAGCACCUGGAAAGGUUAUUUUUGAAGGUCAAUGGAUAGUAAAAUCUGGUCCACCAGUUGUUCUACUAAACAUUGAAGGAGCUAAAGCAAGACAAGAAGCAUCCUAUUAUGUUCGACUUGGUAGCCAUCCACAUGUUGUACAUACAUAUGGAAUAGUUGAAAAUGAUAAUAAUCGGCUAAUACUUGCUCAAGAAUAUGCUGCUGAAGGUAAUCUUGGCAGACUAUUAAAAGACGGAGACUUUCAACCAUCACAAGCAGUUCUAUUAGCAAUAUUUUUACAAAUUAUUGAUGCAAUGACAUAUCUUGCUGAGUAUGAUAUUGUACAUGGAGACUUAGCUUGUCGUAAUGUACUUGUCUUUCGAUUCAAUAACUCUGAUGCUACACAAAACUUAGUCAAAUUAACAGAUUUUGGUUUGACACGUGCUAGUACAUUGUAUACUGUUGUUGGUAGUACAGCAUCAACAACUAUGGCAGUAGUUCCUAUAAGAUAUGCAGCACCUGAAAUUCUUCAAAGGGGAGAUCCAUCGAAAUAUUCUGAGAAAUCAGAUGUGUAUUCAAUGGGUGUUCUAAUGUUUGAAGCUUGUUCACAAGGACAAUUACCAUAUGAAUCGAUAAAAGAUGAAAAUGAAGUUCGAAAACGUAAGAUUAAUGGCGAAAUUUUAAGUCAACCUGAGAACUGUGACGAUGCAUUGUGGAAUAUAAUUGUCGGCUGUUGGCAUCAAGAUCCAAAAGCACGUCCAACAUUCAAAAAAUUAAAAGAAUUAUUGUUAGAACUACAAUCACGACCAAUAUCCACAAUAUUGAGAAGACCAUCAAC
Adineta steineri is the source of this 1109-nucleotide messenger RNA. The record is from the annotation of a GenBank genome assembly. Lineage: Eukaryota; Metazoa; Rotifera; Eurotatoria; Adinetida; Adinetidae.